Messenger RNA from Megalobrama amblycephala (Wuchang bream), 2248 nucleotides. RefSeq lists its product as uncharacterized. The transcript is spliced from 9 exons. The record is from RefSeq and is a predicted model, not a curated record. The coding region runs from base 835 to 1983 and encodes 382 amino acids. Lineage: Eukaryota; Metazoa; Chordata; Actinopteri; Cypriniformes; Xenocyprididae.
UGCACAGAAGGAGAACCGUUAUAGUCUCCGCCAUUACAGUUUCUGAGCUUCUCUGCAGUCUUUCAGAUCUGGAAACGUUAAAGUUAUUCUUUAGUAGCAUAUAAUUUGUAGCCUAAUGAAAAUGUAUUCAUCAGUAUCAGUCGGUAUUAAGAUCUCUCUAUAUGUAUUAGCGGGGUUUGUUCACACUCAUCGCUGUCUGUCUGUCGGGAGGGAGGGUGUGAUUCAGAAACAACAUUGAGCAUUAAUAAUAUUCAUCGAAAUCAGGUUUUGCUGGAAUCAACAGUAUGAAGAACAAUUUCAGAUUAUUUCAGAUUGUUCUACUAAUGUGCGGAGUGUUUGGUGCUGGAACAGAUGAAGUGAAGACUGUGAUGGAGGGAGAUUCAGUCACUCUAAACCCUGAUCUUACUCAAAUACAGGGAAUUAUUCAGAUGAUGUGGAGGUUUAAGGAUUCACGUUCAGUCAUUGCUCAAAUCGAGGGAAAUGAUAUUUCAUAUCCCAUUGUCCCUGAGAUGUUCGAAGACAGACUGCAGCUGGAUCAGACUGGAUCUCUGACAAUCACAAACAUGAGAACUAAACACUCUGGACUUUAUAGACUAGAGAUCAACCACAACCAUGGGACCUCACGUUUGAAUUUCAGUGUUAAUGUCUAUGAGUCUCCAGCUGUUAUUGAUGCUUUUAAAGGUGAAAUGAAGAGUGUAUCAGAGACGGAGGGGAAUCCUGUCUCUCUUCAGACUGAUAUUAAAACACACAGAAAAGAGCUGAUAGUGUGGAGGUUUGGAGAUGAAGGAAAACUCAUAGCUAAACAUGAUCUAGAGACCAAGAGUCUAAGAUUAUAUGAAUGAUCCUGAUGAGAGAUUCAGAGAUAGACUGAAGCUGGAUCAUCAGACCGGAUCUCUGACCAUCACAAAAAUCAGAAUCACAGACUCUGGAGUUUAUAAAGUGAAGAUCAGCAGCAGCAAUCAGACUUUAAACAAGAGAUUCGUUGUUACUCUCAGCGCUGUUCCAGUCCCAGCUCUGUUUCCAGCUGCUCUAGCAGGGAUUGUUGUUGCCGUUUUUUUGCUGACAUUUUCAGCUGCUGGUGUUUUUUAUCAUCGUUACAAAGUCUCUGAUCUACAAAAGCAAACGAUGGAGACAGUCAUAGAGGGAGAAUCUGUCACUCUAACCCCUGGCAUUGAAAUAAACAAAGAUGAUGAGAUACAGUGGCUGUUUGGAGAUGAAAAGAAGACUGUCAUAGCUGAAAUCCAAAGAGGGACUGGAAAGGUCACUGUUCCUGAUGGGAAAUUCAGAGGCAGACUGGAGAUGGAUGAGAAGACUGGAUCUCUGAUCAUCACAAACACCAGUACUGAAGACACAGGAGUCUAUAAACUGAAGAUCAGAGGAGGCAGACUUGUACAGAACUUGUGCAGAAGACUUGUGCAGAACUUGAACAAAAGAUUCAUCGUUUAUGUCAAGGAACAAGUGAAUAAAUCAGUGCUGAAAGGAUGUUCUGUCACUCUGAAGUGUAAUACUAAAAUACAGGAGGAUGAUGAAAUACAGUGGAAGUUUGAAGAGAAACUCAUAGCUGAAAUGACUGGAGAGAACCGUGAGAAUCCUCGAUGGUUUGCUGAUGAUGAAUUCAGAGCCCAAAUGAAGCUGAACCCUCAGACUGGAUCUCUCAUCAUUCAACAAACCAGACCUGAACACUCUGGAUUAUAUAAGCGAGUGAUCAAGACCAGAGAUUAUUCAACAUUCAGACUCUUCGAUCUUAUCGUCUGUGAUGAACAGGAGUCAGUGCCAGUGAUGGAGGGGGAGGAUGUGACUCUACGUGCCAAUCCUGAAAUACAGACAGGAGAUGAGAUAUUCUCUGUCACAGAUGAAGAGGAGAGGAGACCAUUGAUGAAGGACUCCACAGAAAAACAAGAGAAUGAAUCAGUGACUGUAAUGAUGCCGCUGCUGAAAGCAGAGGAUCGGGAUGGAGUGAAUGAGCAGGAGAGUUUACUUUAAUGAGAUUAGACACGCCCACCAGUGUCAAUCACUCUGACAUCAUCAACACUUCAGCUUCAACAACAAAAACACAUUUCUGCUUUCAUAAUCCUCUAGAAUCAGUGAAAGAGAGAAAUGAGCCCGUGUCUGUUGAGAUGAUGAACCUGCAUGUGAAAAUUACUUUAUAUGAACCGAGAAACAUAGUAAUCAAACACUUUCUUAUAUCAUUUUAAUAAUGUUACACUUCAUACCUGUACCACUGUUAAAGGGAUAGUUCACCCAAAAA